This is a messenger RNA of Eupeodes corollae, 2806 nucleotides long. RefSeq names its product RING finger protein 10. The transcript is spliced from 5 exons. Lineage: Eukaryota; Metazoa; Arthropoda; Insecta; Diptera; Syrphidae. Gene Ontology annotation, molecular function: metal ion binding; transcription cis-regulatory region binding. The record is from RefSeq and is a predicted model, not a curated record. Gene Ontology annotation, biological process: positive regulation of transcription by RNA polymerase II. Bases 419 to 2578 code for a protein of 719 amino acids.
UUCAUACAUUUUAAUUCUCUAUAAACUGUCGUCGCCAUUAUUUUAAAAUCAGCUCGGAGGCUGAUUUUGCAAAAAUAUUUAAUUCGAUUUUUUUCGAUAAUCGUUGGACUUUUCCAUCAAAUCGACACUGAAUUUGUCGAUAAGCGUGAAAACGCCAUUAAUUUUCAAAAAUUUCCUAAGUUUCUACCGCAAAUUUUUGCUCAGAAAAUCUCGUAUCAAAGUACAAAGGAAUAAAUUUGUAUUGUGUGUGCGUAAUAAUCAUGGCCCAAUAAAAUGUAUCAACUCAAAGAAUUCAAAGUGAAAACUCCAUGUGGAGGAAAAAUCCACGAUUUACCAUCGUCAUCAGUAGCUUAUAAUUUUCUCACAAGGUUUUCUUUUCCUUUAAAUUUUGAUUUGAUUUUAAACCAACAAACAAGUAAUGGACAAAAAACAACAACAACAAUAUUCUCGACAGGGUUCCAGCAAGGCCCUGUCUUCUGAUUCACGUAAGAGCUCCUCAGAAUUAUACUCAAAUAAACCUUGGCCAAAAAAUUCACGUCGCAGAGAAAAUCCCAAUUGUCCGGCUUCAAAGAACGACAGUCAACGAGGCAUCAAGGUUGGCCCAGCAAAAACAAGGCCCAAUGUCGAUAAACGCCCGAAGGCUAGGAGCGGCCCCAACAGCAGCUAUGGGCUCGCAGCUGGUAAUUCGGCAUUUGAAGACGUGUCUUCUGCCGGCGCCGGACUAGCAACUGAAGAGGAAAUUGACGUUGAAUUAAUGGGCAAUAAUUCAAUUGCACAACAUGAGUAUGAAUUGAAUUCUGUGUACGCAGCUGGAAGCAAGAAGCAGAAUUUAAAUCAUUUACUAAACUUUCAUUAUGGUCCCAGAGAGUUUGACAACUACAGCGGAUUAAAUAUGUUUGGUAAAAAUGCCAACAAUAAUCGUUCUCAAGUGAAGAAGCAAAAAUACAACAAGGAACAAUACUUACAAGCCAACUUCCAAUUCGUUGUAAACUGGAAAGCCACACAAAAGGUAAUAUCAUCACCAGAUACACUCAUCGAUUGGGAUUUAAUUGAGCAAAUAAACAUUCAAACGACCGAGGAACCACAAUGCCCCAUUUGUUUGUAUCCACCUCUUGCCGCUAAACUAACUCGUUGUGGUCAUGUAUACUGCUGGCCAUGCAUUCUUCACUAUCUCGCAUUAUCCGACAAAACAUGGCGUAAAUGUCCCAUCUGUUACGAAGCCGUUCACACAAAUGACUUGAAAAGCACCACCAUUGUUCAACAAGUCAAUUUUAGUGUUGGAAAUUAUAUAAGUUUUCAAUUGAUGCAACGCAAAAAGGGUUCACUUUCGAUUGAGAAAUUCACCAACUCAAAUGCAAUUGUAAGCGACGAUGAGGGCCUCCAUAAUAUGUACUCGUCUGGCAGCGAUGAAUCGAAAUUUGCAAAAUUCUUAGUUGCAAAUAGAUCAGAUGUAAUUUCAAUCAUCGAAAGGGAACAAAAUGAAUUGGCAUUUUGUGAAAGCGAACAAAAUUGUCCAGAAUUUGUAUUCGUCCAACAGGCCUUGGAUUUGUUGAAAUCUAGAAAGUCUGAGAUCAACAAUGAAAUUGAAACUAUCAUGGAAAAGAAAAUAGCUUCAAAAAAAGAAAAGGACAAUACGAGUUUAUUGAGAGAGAAAUCCGAUACCAAUAUUGGCGACAACGAAACUAAACUAUCCAAGCCAGUAGAUGAAGAACUUAAUGCUAAAUAUUACUAUUUUUAUCAAUCAGUUGAUGGGCAAAACAUAUUUCUCCAUCCAUUGAAUGUAAAAAUGUUACAGGCUUGUUAUGGGUCUCUUGAUCAGGCUCCUUUGCUUGUAAAUGCAAAAAUCUUGCAAAAAGAGCAUCAUUCAAUGGACGAGGAUCAUCGAAGGAAAUUUACUUGCUUGGGACACUUGCCACUUACGUGCCAUUUUGAGGUCGUAGAGGUUGAGUUAGAGACACCAAUUGUAUCCGAAGAGGUUUUAAAUGUUUUCAAAGGAGACAUUAUUCAGAGGAAAAAAGCGAGACUUCGAAGGGAUAGAGAAGAGAAAAAACGUGAAAUAAAAAUAAAUGCGAUCAACGACCGACAAAUGGGCAAACUUCUUUCAAGCACGGCUAAUAUUAAUUUGUCGUCUUCUCAUGAAUUUCCAACCUGUGGAUUCGAGGAGACACUUGACGGUUCUUCUAAUCAAUUAUCCACUGAUGCUAUUAACAUACCAACUCAACCGAGUUCCUCAAAGCGCAGUACAUAUUCAUCAAUUGCUAAUUCUAAUGACUCUCCAAUUGCCGAUUUCUGGCCAACAAUGGGAGCAUGUUCACCAAGAAUAGCAAAGGAUUCGACUUGGGUAAGAGAAGCAACAAUACCACGUCAAAGGAUGACAUCGGAGCGUUACAGUGAAAGUGAUUCUCUAAAUGAAGAAUUUCACCCAGCACCAAAUUUGGGGGAUGUUUUAGCAGAAGCCAUAAGCCAAAAGCACAACACUCCUAAUAAAAACGAAUCCAAAAGCGGCAAUAGCAAGAAAUCAAAAAAGAACAAGAAGAUGCUGGUCUUCUCCACUGGUAUGAAUUUUGGUGGAAAAUAAACUAAACGUCGUUGAUGAAAAGCUUACUUCAAGUUAUUAUCAUAUGCAUACACUAUAAGUUUAACACUCAAACAAUUAAAAUUAAUUAAAACUAACAACUUUGCAGGUAACUGCUGUUAUUAUUAUUUUGUUAAAUCAAUAGAAAUUCAUGUUAUGAUUUACUGUGAGUUAAACAUUUUUAUUUUUGAAUUACAUAUAUUAAUAAAGCUUAUUUAUCCACCAGGCAAA